AUGCUUGUGCUGCUCUCUCUCUUGGAUUCAAAUAUUCGGUGUAGUUGUCAAGCUACGAAUGAUUCAGUUCAGGAAGUCAGUUGCAGUUUUGAGUUAGAUUUUUGUCAGUGGAAUCACGAUCUAACUGCAGAUUUGAAUUGGGUUCGGCAUAACGGGUCAACCCCUUCCGCGGACACAGGUCCACAGUCCGAUAUUGCUGUUGAUGAAUUAAGACUGUCUGACGGAGAAUGUCCUGAGAUAAUACCUGAGAUACAUAAUGGCAAUUGUAGUUUUGAGCGGAACCUUUGUGACUGGACACAUGAUCCAACUGCACAGUUUUCCUGGACUCGUCAAUAUGGUGAAACGCAUAGCUUUGAAACAGGUCCAGUGACAGGUGCUGAUAAUUCCUCCGCCUACAUCUUUAUCGAAGCUAGUUUUCCACAAAAAAUAUGUGAUCGAGCUGGUUUAAUGUCACCUUUAAUUGUAAGGCCAACAACAACGAGUGGAGCACAGUGUUUCUCGUUCUUUUAUCACAUGUACGGAAUUAACAUUGGCAGUUUACUGAUAUGGACGAUUGAGAAUAUGACAACAUCUGCUGAAGAAACAUUGAUUUGGCAACAACAUGGCGCUCAGGGAAAUGAGUGGUUGAUCAAACGAAUUAACUUGUGGCCAACUGCAGAUUAUUAUUUUAGAAUAGAUGGCUAUGUCGGAGACGGCUUUGAAGGAGAUAUUGCUGUUGAUGAAAUAACUCUGUUCGACGGAGAAUGCACUGAGGCAAUAGUUGAUGGCAAGACAGGUAAAGUUUUUCUACUGACGACAAUAAAAUUAGGAUAUUGGUUAUAUAUUCCCCAUAUUAUAGCUGCUAUGUAUGACUGGUGGCAGAAAAAUGUUCGUCCAAUUUAUGGUGCAUUAUCAACUGUUAAAGUUCUGACAGUCUAUGUGUCGUGGGGACAAUGA
This is a messenger RNA of Didymodactylos carnosus, 936 nucleotides long. NCBI's taxonomy places the organism in Eukaryota, Metazoa, Rotifera, Eurotatoria, Philodinida, Philodinidae. The record is from the annotation of a GenBank genome assembly.